This is a messenger RNA of Echinococcus granulosus, 6468 nucleotides long. Its product is annotated as Transmembrane protein 184C. NCBI's taxonomy places the organism in Eukaryota, Metazoa, Platyhelminthes, Cestoda, Cyclophyllidea, Taeniidae. Gene Ontology annotation, biological process: transport. Gene Ontology annotation, molecular function: transporter activity; helicase activity. The transcript has 42 exons. The coding region runs from base 1 to 6468 and encodes 2155 amino acids. The record is from RefSeq and is a predicted model, not a curated record.
AUGGUAUGGCAGAAGUGGAUAAAACCUGUUUUUAUUGCACUUUAUACCAUUGCCUUAUGUAUCGGUCUUCCAUUCUGUAUUGUCGCCCUGAAAAAUGAAUCCGCCAGUUCUAUGACAUUUGCCCGGUUCAUUGGCGGUGUGUUUGUCCUCGGAGCUAUUCCGAUUUCGAUUUGGACUAUCUUGGAGCACCUGAUUAGCUAUACAAAGCCAUAUUUGCAAAUACACAUUAUCCGAAUCUUGUGGAUGGUCCCCAUAUAUGCAGUUAACGCAUGGUUCGCUCUCCGAUUUCCCCAAUACGCAAUUUACUUUGACACACUUCGCGAAUGCUACGAAGCUUACGCCAUUUACAACUUUCUGGCGUUUCUGUUGAACUACCUUCGGAAAAAGGACGCCAAUUUGAAUAACCACCUGGCUUCCGUCCCCCAGGUGAAGCAUAUUGUCCCAUUUUGUUGCCUGAAACCCUGGCAGAUGGGAAGACCUUUUAUCGAACACUGUCGUCAUGGCGUUUUACAGUAUACUGUCAUCCGCCCCAUUACCACAAUUAUAGCUCUGAUAUGUGAAGUCUGCAAGGUAUAUGAAGAGACGAAUUUCAGUCCAAGAUACGCCUAUGUGUACCUCACUGUAAUCAACAACAUUUCGCAAAUUUGGGCACUCUACUGCCUGGUACUCUUCUAUCAAUGUACUCGGGCCGAGUUGAAGGAGAUGAAGCCGAUUUCAAAGUUCAUUUGCGUCAAGUUUGUCGUUUUCAUGUCAUUUUGGCAAUCUGUCCUGAUUUCCAUUCUCGCUGCUUCUGGAGUGAUACGUCGUGUGGAGGCAUGGAAACUGGAAGAUGAACGAUCCAUUGGUAUUGCAUUUCAGAAUUUCGCAGUGUGUAUUGAGAUGUUCAUUGCAGCGGUGGGACAUCACUUCGCCUUCACCGCGGCACCCUAUCACGACGCUAGUGUGCCUCGCACGCCUUGUUGCUACUCAUGGUGGUCGAUGCUCGACAUCUCCGAUGUCAAACGCGACGUCGUCCAGCACGUUCGACAUGUCGGCACCACAGUCGGUUUCAUUGGGUCUGCCAGUCGUCUCUUCCAGCCAUUGCCUCGCACAUCCGUGGUGCCCGGAUUGGCACGAUCUCGCGCCUUCGCUGCCGCGUCUUUGGAGAGAGAUAGCAGCAGCCGAAUUAAUGCCGGGGUAGACAUCGAGUCCCAACCUCUCAUACCUGCAGAAGAUGACGAGAAUGCGAGCAAAAGUAGUAGAAGGAAAGGGACUCUCUCACAUCACCACUGGCCUCCCGAUCGCCUGGCGCCUGAUACGCCCUGGGGCGAUGAUGAUGGUGACGAUAGCCGUGAUGAGAAACAUGCGUUGAGGGAGGAAGAAGAGGCGGAUAAUGAGGAAGAUGAAGGUGGCUUCGUUUUUGUCCGUCCGGAGUUCAUCAGCGUGCCCCAGGAGUCACCGAUUAUGCCUCGAGGAAGAAGGUUGAUGGUGCCAAAAUCAACCAAAGGUGACUCGACACGGCAGGUUUCGCUCAUGGCGUUUGUCCGACCGACCACAGUAACGACCGCAGGCGCGGAGCCAGGCGCCUCGACGAGCGCUGGACCGCCAGAGCCAGCCUCUCCUGAGCCCAACACAUCGAUAAUUUUUGGCACUCCCGAGGCCUCAAUCGCCCCUGCCAAGGGCUUUAAAUCCUCCACCGGUGACAUUGUCCAACCUCCCCUUCCUACACGACCCCAGCCCUCCUCCUCUACUCGAUUGUACCGAAAGCCACGUAGAUCCAGUUUUGUGACUCAACGUCACAUCCUCGUUAUGGCAAAACGAGCCGCUGAGGGUCGUACUGAUGCCGUCUCUCGCGAGGGUGAUUACAAUGGUCUCAACUACGCUCCGAUUCAGCAAGUCAAUUUCGGUGCUCCUUCCUCCCGCACCACAAUUGCGAGUCAGCGUGCUAGAAAGAUGGUUCAAAUGGCAGUCAGUAAGGGCUCACAGAGCAAAACUCGUCCAACGAAACGAGUUGCUAGUGAUGUUGCCGAAGCUUCUACGGAUAGAAGUGUCGUCUUCGAGGAUGGCAGCGAGGCCGCACCGCCAUUGACCAAGGCGAGACAGGCCCCGAACCUGGACAGUCAGGAGAUGCAUGUUUUGAAUGAGGUUUUUAGCAAUUGUGUGGAUAGUGGUGGGUCGCCAAAAGCGAACUCUGGGUUGACUGUGCGUUCGAGCAUGGAGAAGAAGACACUUAAAGAAUCUUCAGUGGAGAACGUUGUCUUGGAAUCAUCCUUUGUUGAUGCAUUAGAUGAAGAAUGGGGGAGUGUAUUUAAUAACCAAGCGGAACUGAAAACACAAGUCCCUCUCACUUCUGAAGUGAAACGACAUCCAUGGUAUCGAUGCCGAGUGAUGGAGGUCACGGAAAGUGGCGCACUUAUUAGUGGUUCUUCAUUUCUUGAAGCCUCGAAACACUUUGAGCUGACCACGGAAAAUUUUGAGUUCAUGGAUGGUGCUCGAACACGGCCAUUCAAAAGUAGUCUCUACGAUUUGUCUGGAUACGCAGGCAUCCCCCACAGUUCAUCUCUCGGGAUCGUGGAACGAAGAUCACGUGACACUUAUCUGAUUCCAACGGGAAGACCUCCGAAUUUGAUGAUUGUGGUGUGGCCCGUAGAUGUCGAUGUGAUCGAAUUAAUGGGCUUGACGAGACUCUACAGGGAAUGCAUUUAUAACACUCAGUUUCCACAGGAAUACCUAUUUGGAGGUGAAGGUAAUUCAACGAAGUACACAGUGUACGACACACCACUUCAGGCGGGCGAUAUAAUCAAUCUGAUCCCCAGUUCCAUCGGGAUCGAAUCAACUACCACGUCCCCAUUUUCCACGUGGAGCCUCUCCGAUGACCCACUGCCGUCCGGUGUCACUACUCCUCCCCUUCUUGUCCUCCAUCCCGAGAUACUCAUAUCGGGCACCACGGUGGCUGCCUCAGCCAGAGGAUGCGCUCGACGAGCGGUGCUGCAACACCUCUGGGAUAGAGAUGAGGCAGAGUCGACUAUAGUGAGAUCUUCUGACUUUGAUUCUACCACCUCGACGUCGUUAUCUGAAGGCGGUAUAAUGCUCGUGGGCAGCUUGGUACACAGGAUCUUCCAGCAGUCCUGGCUGCUUCUGGAGGAGGACUUUUCCUUGUACAAGCUGGGUUUGUAUCGGGUAGAUAUGUCUCGUGCGGUGCAGGCAAUGAGUGUAGACCGACAUUCUGCCAUCGUUGACCGCAUCACCACGAAUCUGGUCGGUGAAUCACCUCCGCGCGGUAGUGGCACCAGGACUGGAGCUUUACAGUGCGACACUGGUGUUGUCAGGCAGCAAAUGUCGGGGAAUCCGUCAACACCUCAGGCAGCUCUCUUCCAUGACCUUAUCAUACCGUCCACAAUUCUCCAACUGCACGCCAUGGGUGAUUCGGUUGAGAAGUUUUGUGAAUCGCUGAAUUUCUUCCUACCAAAGAUUAACCAAUGGGUAAAACAGCAUUGCGUCGUUAACUCUGGCACCUCAUGCGCCUGGUCCAGUGGCACCAACAUGCCGGUGAUAAAGGAAGUCUUUGAUAUUGAGGAGAAUAUUUGGUGCACCAAACUUGGUGUCAAGGGGAAGAUUGAUAUGACCGUUGUUUGCUCAACCAACUCACAAGCGCCGCCCUUUCUCGUUCCUUUGGAGUUGAAAACAGGGAAGCCAUCCUUCUCCUUUGAGCACCAAGGCCAGGUCCUCCUCUACCUUCUCAUGCUCGCCGACCGCCAUGCCGAUCGCAUCGUCAAUGUCGCCAACUACGGUUGGCUUGUCUACCUUCGUCACAUGGACCAAUCUGAUCUUUCGGGACUGGUCAAACCACAGGCAAACAGUUUUCGAGGCCUACUUCAGACUCGAAAUUAUCUUGCAGCGUCGUUGAGACACCUCACAUCACGGGAAGGGUUGAUGGUGGAGGGAGAGGAGACAAAGCUUUGGGAGCUGCCACUUCCACCCCCUCUUGACAGGGAACGUCUCUGUUCGUGGUGUCCAUACUUUUUCACGUGUGGGCUGCUUCGUGGACAGAGUACGCCGCCUCCUUCGGACGUAUCCAUGCGGCAUCUUCUGGAGAGUCGCGUGAGGCACGUUGGAGCGGAUUGCAUGUCCUUCCUGCGCCACUGGACCCGUCUUCAGCUGCUUGAGUAUACCUCAGCAAAUCGAGUCGACAAAGUUCUUGUUCAAAUUGCUGAAGCGGAAGAUGGGGAGGAAAAGGAGAACCGAGUUAAGAACGGGAGCGGUAUUCGUGGAUUGGUAAUUCAAGACAGCAUCAAGUCAAAUUACGAGCAGGAAUUUUCGAUCUACCUCCGAAGACAUGACAGCGGUCCAAUUUCCACCCAAGGUUUGUCCGUGGGUGACUUCGUGAUAGUCAGCAGCGACAACGGUCGUCACGUGGGCCUCUGUCUGGCCUCCCUCACCGCCUUCUCUACGACCCUCAACACCCUGACCAUCACCACCGACAGUUAUGACGCCGGCUCCAGCGAUUCCCAGCCCACAGCACGUCAGCCAGGCACUUUUGUUCAACCUUUACCCUCCUGGAUCAUGCGAUUUCGUCUGGACCGAUAUGUCUCCGACAAGACCACGCAAAUCAACCUCUCCAACCUGAUGAGAUUGAUGGAAAACUCGAAGCUGUGCUCCCGACUAAGACAGUUGAUAAUUGAUCGGACUUGUCCACGAUUCACAAAGUCGUUGAAGAAAACGACUCUGCUGCAAAUUCGAAAGCUUUUGCGACCUCUGAAUAUUCACCAACGUUGUGCCAUUCUCUCCGUCCUCAUGUCCAAGGACUACACCCUCAUCGAGGGAUUUCCAGGCUCAGUUUGGCGUUUCCGCUUUAAACAUGGCAGGAAGAGUAAUAAAAUUAUUAUAAUUAGUCUGUGUGUUGAUGAGUGUGGGUCCUGUCGAGCUCCCGAUCAGAGCAAUUAUGAGGCAAAGAUUCCAACAUUGAUGUCUUUAUUUGCAGACGAAAUUAACCACGAAGAGGAAAACCUACAGAAGUUCGAAUCAGGAACGUUUUCUUACAUCGCGGGUAUCCCUACCAGGGCUGAUAUGUCUCUAGUCUUGCAUGGACCCAAUUCAAAAGCUUGGCAUCAAUUGGAACGGAAAAACGGAGACACUAGCCGUCCUCCUGCGUUGUCUUGCAGUGCUAGGAAAGAAGACUUUGCUCAUCUCUCACACCCACUCGCCGUGGACAAUGUUCUUUUGAGGCUUCUCAAGGAUUCAGAAAUCAAAUUUGUUCGUCUGGGAGCCUACGAGAAGGUCAAUCCACUUCUACAUUCCCACAAUCUUGAAAGCCAACUUUCAGAGGAAAUUUCAAAAGCCUCCAUCAAAGCAGAUUUGAAUAAGGCUACUGCUGAAUGCUCACGUCUCGUCAAAUUCAUCGACGAAGUCAUGGCCAAAGCGGCUAUAGUUGGUUGCACGGCGCUAGCUGCAGCGGGUCACGAGGCCUUGGAAAGGUGUCAAUUUGAUGUGGUCGUGGUGGACGAGGCAACACAACUCCUUCUACCCACAACUCUGGGUGGACUGCUUAAAUUGAAUGCCAAUUCGGGACGGUUUAUCCUUGCAGGAGAUGCCAAUCAGUUACCUCCAUUAGUCCACUCCAACGCCGCUAGAGAAAGCGGAUUUGACACUAGUCUCUUUGCCCUUCUGUCUCCGAUUGCGCAACACUACGCGGACACUCAGGCGCCAGAGGAGGUGGAUGCAAUGGGCAGUUGUCUUGUGCAACUGAGGGCGCAGUAUCGAAUGAACUCCCAGAUUCUACAUUUAGCAAAUACCCUAUUUUAUGAUGGCCGAAUGCAAUGUGCCUCAGAUGAAGUGGCCAACCGGACAUUAAAGCUACUGAAGGUUGUUGAUCCGCCGAAGGGCUGGCUCACUCGGGUUCUUUCACCGGAUCUUGCCGACUCCGUCAUACUUCUGGAUACUCAGGGUAUUUGUAACCUUGCUGCCUCCCCCUUCGACGCCAAUGUGAACUAUCGAGAAAUUGAGAUUGUAAAGGAAGUAUUUACGAAUUUGACUCAGCGAGGCGUGGAGGCGGAUGAAAUUGGAGUGAUAGCCCCUUAUCGCGCGCAGGUUGAUGCCUUGCGUCAGUGUCUCCACGGCAAAAGUAGUAUCAAUGGCGAUGGUGGCAGUGAUCGUUGCUGCAUUGGGUUGGUGGAAGUGAGCACCGCUGACCAGUUUCAGGGUCGUGAUAAGUCUCUCAUCAUCGUCUCCUUCGUUGACUGCCUCCAAUCCCGGUCCCAGCACGAUAUUGAUAAAAGACGAUCUUUCUCCUCCCUUUUGAAUGAACGACCACGUCUGAAUGUCGCUCUGACCCGAGCCAAGCAAAAGCUAAUUCUCAUUGGUUGUGGCGGCAACCAUUCAAGGUCACACGAGGUCAUGCAGCAAACACCCACUGUCCUGGAGCAAAUGCUCACUGUUCUCCGUCAGAUGUCUGCCGUUGUGCCUAUCUCCCCUACUCAUGCAUUAUGCUGA